AUGAAAAUGAUUACGGUUACCUCGGAGAACUCAUGCAAAAGAAGAGGAGAAUUUAGAAGUGAAAUUAUGGGAACCACUUCGAGUAAGACCCUGGAGGUGGCAGCUCUCGGAAGACCCUUCCAGCUGGGGAUGCUGUAUGAUUGUCGUGAUGAUCGUCUCAUUCCAGGAAUUACAUUGUUGGAUCAUGAAGAUCUUCAAAAAGACUCAGAUGAAAGAAUUCAGCACAACACGGAAUUUGAUGUCAUUGCAUCUGAUUCUGUAGAGGAUAAGGCAUGGGCUCUGGAUGUUGAUGCUUCACUAAAAGCGAGUUUUUUAGGGGGACUGGUUGAGGUACAGGGAUCUGCCAACUAUCUAAAGGACACAAAAGCUUCAAAAAAACACACACGUGUCACCCUGAAGUAUAAAACAACAACAAAGUUCAUGCAGUUGUCUAUGAAACACCUUGGACGAGGAAAUAUUAAAAACUCAUAUGUGUUUGACUGGGGAAUAGCAACACACAUGGUAACAGCAGUGCUGUACGGCGCUCAAGCAUUUUUUGUUUUUGAUCGAGAAGUGUCAGAAACCGAGGACCAGCAAAAGAUUGAAGGGAACCUUAAAAUGAUGAUAAGGAAAAUAGGACACUUGUCACUUGAGGGAGAGAGUUCCUUAAAGUUGACAGACACUGACAAAGCAACUAUUCAAAAGUUGUCUUGUAAAUUCUAUGGGGACUUUGCCCUAAAACAGAAUCCUGUUUCCUUCCAAGAUGCUGUAGACGCAUACAAAACUCUUCCAGGUCUGCUGGGUGAAAAGGGGGAAAACGCUGUGCCAGUCAGGGUGUGGUUACUCCCCCUGGAAAUCUUAGAUUCUUCUGCUGCCAGAAGAGUGCGACCUAUCAGUCUGAGAUUUGUAAAUCAAACACAGAGUGUGAUAGAUGACUUCAAUGACAUAGAAAUGCAGUGCAAUGAUAUUAUGAAGAGAAAAGUUAUUAGAUAUUUUCCUGAGAUUGGCAACAAGGUGAAAUCCUUCAAGGACAUGUGCUUGGAGUACAAAUCAGUGUUUCAGAUUUCUUUGGGGAAUAAUUUACCAUUAAUUCGUGGAGGUAUAAAAGAGGAAAGUGUGCUUGCAAAUACCCUAUCAAAGAAAGAACAGUCUCCUUUCAAUAGAAAUAAACUUAGUGAAUGGCUAAACUGCAAAGAGGUAGAAAUCAGCAUACUACAAACAUAUAUUGAUAUGAUGGAAGACACAAAAAUUGUGGCAUCAAAGAGUGAGCUAGAAAGUGAAAUCUUCAAAAACAGAGAUAAGCAUGUAGUGUGUUUUGCAUUUACAUCACUGCAUGAAGAGGAGGAACCAUAUCUGUCCUGCUUGUCCAGCCACCUAAAGCCUCUUUCAACUUCAAUGCUAACAGAAACAACAGUGUCAGAAAAAAUGAAGGAACAAGCAAUCCUCUUCACGGAUUUUGCAAAAGCAAACAAGGAGAACAAGAAAACACACUUUAUAGCAGCAUCCAUACCUAACGACAAGUACAAAGGGGCAAGUAUUUACCUUUACACAGCAGGAGUCCAAAAAAAUGAUCACUUUGAACCUCCUUCGAGACCCGUAAAACCAACAGCAACUGACAUCACUCACGAUAGUGUGACAAUUAAGUUGAAUCAUCCCCAGUAUGGAUCCAGGGAAAUCACACACUACCUGAUUGAGUUCUGUGAUCAUGAAUCAGAUAGCUGGCAAUUUGUUAAAGUGCCCAAAUCUAACCUAGAAUGUACUGUGUCUGGACUGCUUCCCCACACAGACUACAAGUUCAGAUACAAGGCAGUGUGUCCAGCAGGUGUCAGUCUAACCAGUGAAGCUGACGCCAUUAAAACUUUGCCCACAAGUCCUCCUGGGAAGCCAGAACAAACAGAUGUAGACUUAGAGGAGAUUGAAGUUUCUUGGACAAAACCCAAUUCAAUUGGCCAUGGUGUCAACAUUGAACACUAUGUUGUUGAAUACAGAACUGAAACAAAUGAAAAUAAGACAGACUGGGAAAAAAAGACUAGUAAAGGUAAGGUCUAUAAAAUGACUGGGUUACAGCCAGAUACAGCAUAUUAUAUUAGAGUUACAUGCAAUUGUGGUGAAUCUGGUCAAAGCAAAGAAAGUCUGACAGUCUCAAUUUCAACAUUGUCAGGAACCACAACACUAGCUGAAAAGAUAAAACAAAAGAGUGAAUGUCUUAGCCAAGGGGUCCCCUCUGUGUACAAGGUCCCCCUGCAGGAAAUACCCACAAACUUAGAUGGAUGCAAAAGAUAUGAUUUUGGCAAAAAGAACAUCAGGGAGCAUCGAACCAUUAUGGUCAUUGGGGCAACUGGAGCAGGAAAAUCAACCAUAAUAAAUGGAAUGAUCAACUACAUUUUGGGUGUUAAGUGGGAAGACGAUUUCCGAUUCAAAUUAAUUGAUGAGGGUGUUUCGAAAUCACAAGCAGAGAGCCAAACCUCCCUUAUCACUGCCUAUGAAAUUAAUUAUCAAGAUGGAUAUACAACAAGCUACUCCAUCACUAUCAUCGACACCCCCGGUUUUGGUGACACAAGGGGAAUAGAGAGAGACAGAGCAAUCACUGAACAGAUCCGGAGAUUUUUCACCUCCGACAGAGGAAUCAGUGAUAUAGAUGCCGUCUGCUUCGUAACUCAGGCCUCACUGGCACGACUAACACACGCACAGAAAUAUGUGUUUGACUCCAUCCUUUCCAUUUUUGGUAAAGACAUAGCAGAUAAUAUCCAGAUGCUUGUGACAUUUGCAGAUGGACAGAAGCCCCCAGUCCUAGAGGCCAUAAACAUGUCUGGUGUUCCAUGCCCUAAAACAGAAAAAGGGAUUCCUGUUCACUUCAAAUUCAACAAUUCAGCACUGUUUGCAGACAAUUCUACUUCUGUCAAUAUGAAAAACAGCACUGAAAAUGAUGAUAGUGGUAAUGGAAAUUUUGAUAAGAUGUUCUGGAGUAUGGGUAUGAAGAGCAUGAAGAACUUUUUUUAUUCAUUAAUAUGUAUGAAAACCAAGAGCUUGAGGCUAACUAGGGAAGUCCUCAAAGAACGCAAAGAGCUGGAAACUGCAGUCACUGGUCUGCAACCACAGAUCCGAGCUGGUUUGGCCAAAUUGGAUGAAAUCAAAAGGACCCAACAAAUAAUUCAGGAGCAUGAAGCAGAAAUCAAUACAAAUAAAAACUUUGAAUUUGAAGUCGAGGUGACAAAGCCAGUUGAGGUUAGUAUAAAAGGAUCUGGACAGUAUAUAACCAACUGUCAGCAGUGUUUUGUCACCUGCCACUAUCCUUGUACUAUUUCAGAUGAUAAAGAUAAGGCACGUUGUUGUGCCAUGAACUCCAAAGGAAACUGCAAAGUGUGUGCUGGCAAAUGUUCCUGGAAUGUGCAUUUUAACCAGAAGUACAAAUGGGAUUAUAAAAAGGUGAAAGAGAAGAGAACAUCUGAAGAGCUUAAAGCAAAUUAUGAGAAAGCAUCUGGUGCCAAACUGACAGCUCAGGAAAUAAUUAAAAAACAAGAGGAGGAAAUUCAAUGUCUUCAAGGUAUUGUACUGAAUCUAAUUGAAACAUCACAAAAGUCUUUAGCACGACUAAAUGAAAUCGCGUUAAAGCCCAACCCACUUUCCACACCAGAAUACAUUGAUCUGCUGAUUGAGAGUGAAAAGGCAGAAGCUAAACCUGGAUUCCUGCAGCGAAUUCAGUCACUUGAAGCUAUGAAGGAGCAAGCAGUGAUUAUAUCAAAGGUCAGCAAGAAAGAAGAACUUUUACCACCGGAGGCAAGCAAAUAUAAGGAAACGCAAGAAGGGCAAAAACAAAAAAAAUGGAAAUUAAACUUAUUUACAUAAUAGGGCAAUAAUGAAGGAAUUUUUUAAAGAACAAAUCUUUUACCAAGGCAGAGAACAAUAAUUUCAUUAAUCACAAGAAUGUGAAAAAAUAAUUUAGCUUGAUUUCAUGUUUACAUUUAAUAAAGAAGAAAGAAUUUGGGUGGGUUUUCUGUUGUUCUGUUAAUGAUUUUUUUAUUCAUGUGUGUUAGUGCUUCCCUAAAACAAAACCUAAGUCUGCAAGUUCAGCCAGAAGUUAAUCUUUUUACUUCAGAAGGAUUUUGUUGUACAUAACUGUAUAUAACAGCAACGUUCAAUAA
Messenger RNA from Brienomyrus brachyistius, 4121 nucleotides. RefSeq lists its product as uncharacterized. The transcript has 3 exons. Gene Ontology annotation, molecular function: protein binding; GTP binding. The record is from RefSeq and is a predicted model, not a curated record. The coding region runs from base 1 to 3825 and encodes 1274 amino acids. Lineage: Eukaryota; Metazoa; Chordata; Actinopteri; Osteoglossiformes; Mormyridae.